CGGGAGAAGUUAUUACAUGAAGAGAUCAGCUUACCAGUUUUCUUCAGAGCAGAGGCUGAGCUCGGAGCUGCGGGUAGUACAGUGAGGGAGAGCAGAGGGAACCAGCGCGGUGCCUAGCGGAACUCCAGAGCUGGAAUCCCGAGACACAAGUGCAUCUGCUAGCUGUUAGUACUUGGCAGACGGAGUUCUCCUCUAGGGUAGUUCUAACUUUGGGUAAUAAUGUUUGUCAGCUACCUGAUAUUAACAUUGCUCCACGUUCAAACAGCAGUGUUAGCAAGACCUGGGGGAGAGAGCAUUGGCUGUGACGACUACCUGGGCUCAGACAAAGUGGUGGACAAAUGCGGGGUGUGCGGAGGCGACAACACAGGCUGUCAGGUUGUGUCGGGCGUGUUCAAGCAUGCCUUCACCAGCCUGGGCUACCACCGAGUGGUCGAGAUUCCCCAAGGAGCCACCAAAAUCAACAUCACCGAGAUGCACAAGAGCAACAACUAUUUGGCUUUGCGAAGUCGUUCCGGCCGCUCCAUCAUCAAUGGCAACUGGGCAAUUGACCGGCCGGGAAAAUACGAGGGUGGAGGGACCAUGUUCACCUACAAGCGUCCGAAUGAGAUUUCGAGCACCGCCGGAGAAUCCUUUUUGGCUGAAGGCCCCACGAAUGAAAUCUUGGACGUCUAUAUGAUACACCAGCAACCCAACCCAGGAGUCCACUAUGAGUACGUCAUCAUGGGGACCAACGCCAUCAGCCCGCAGGUGCCUCCUCACAGGAGACCAGGGGAGCCCUUCAACGGCCAGCUGGGAACAGACGGGAGGAGUCAGGAGGAGGGAGAAGAGAAAGAGGGGGCCGAGGAGAAGGAAGAUAUGCACGGUGGGGCGCCCGAAGUGUUCACCUCGGAAUCGGCACAGACCUUCCCAGUCAGACAUCCAGAUGGAUUUUCUUCCCAUCGACCAGACAGUGUCGUGCCAGCGGCACUGCAGCCCCCACGGCGGAGCCGGGACCACAACUGGAAACAGCUCGGGACCACAGAAUGCUCCACAAGCUGUGGGAAAGGAUCGCAGUUCCCUAUUUUUCGCUGCGUGCACAGAAACACCCACGAAGAGGUUCCCGAGAGCUACUGUGACUCCAGCAUGAAGCCCACCCCCGAGGAGGAGCCCUGCAACCUCUUCCCUUGCCCAGCCUUCUGGGACAUCGGAGAGUGGUCUGAGUGCAGCAAAACCUGCGGCCUGGGCAUGCAGCAUCGCCAGGUGCUGUGCCGCCAGGUGUAUGCCAACCGCAGCCUGACGGUGCAGCCCUACCGCUGCCAGCACCUGGAGAAGCCUGAGACCACCAGCACCUGUCAGCUCAAGAUCUGCAGCGAGUGGCAGAUCCGCACGGACUGGACCUCGUGCUCGGUGCCCUGCGGAGUGGGACAGAGGACCCGAGACGUGAAGUGUGUGAGCAACAUCGGGGACGUGGUCGAUGACGAGGAAUGCAACAUGAAGCUUCGACCGAACGACAUUGAGAACUGCGACAUGGGGCCCUGCGCCAAGAGCUGGUUCCUCACCGAGUGGAGUGAAAGGUGCUCAGCAGAGUGUGGGGCUGGAGUGCGGACACGCUCCGUGGUGUGCAUGACCAACCACAUCGGCAGCCUGCCCCUGGAGGGCUGUGGGAACAACCGGCCGGCGGAGGCCACCCCGUGUGACAAUGGGCCCUGUACGGGCAAGGUGGAGUGGUUUGCAGGGAGCUGGAGUCAGUGUUCCAUCGAGUGUGGGAGUGGGACCCAACAGAGGGAGGUGAUUUGUGUUAGGAAGAAUGCAGACACCUUUGAAGUGCUGGACCCCUAUGAAUGCUCCUUCCUGGAGAAACCCCCCAGUCAGCAAUCAUGCCACCUCAAGCCUUGUGGGGCCAAAUGGUUUAACACAGAAUGGAGCAUGUGCUCCAAGAGCUGCCAGGGCGGCUUCCGGGUCCGCGAAGUGCGCUGCCUGUCCGAUGACAUGUCCCUAAGCAAUCUCUGUGACCCUCAGCUGAAACCAGAAGAGAAAGAAUCUUGUAACCCUCAGGACUGUGUCCCUGAAGUCGAUGAGAACUGCAAGGACAGGUACUUCAACUGCAACGUGGUGGUCCAGGCGCGGCUCUGCGUCUACAACUACUACAAGACCGCCUGCUGCGCCUCCUGCACCCGCGUGGCCAACAGGCGCGCGGGCUUCCUGGGCAGCAGAUAACCCCCCGCGCUGCAGCCGCAGGGCAGGUCAGGGAGGCGGGCCGGUGGGGUCGGCUGCUCCACCAGCGGCUCCGGGCCCCCCACCGCGCCGCCAGCCGGCGUCGUCCCCACCCCCACCUUCGGGAAAGCUCCCGCAAGGAGCCAAGCCACGGUAGUCCUUUCGCAUCGCCAUAAACCGACGAUCCCUGCUCCGGGAGCCCGCUGAGGUGCUGUCUGAACCCAGGCGGUGGGGGGCUCGUAGCUCUCCGAGGGCUCCCGCGCCUGCCAGCACUUCCUAAGUCAGCCUUUGGGCCCCCAGGCGGCCCUGCCUCAGCCGGGAUGCACCUGGCCUUUUCCACAUCGGGUUCCCUUGGAGAGUCCAAGACGCAGCUCCCACCCGCAGCCCCACGAGGCCUUGCUGAGACACCUGCUUCCCACGGUUACCUCAGCCCCGCGGUGCCUGUUUCCGUAUUCACAGACAGAGGCUUUUUCCUGCCUUGUGACACAAACAUCUCCUGUCAAAUAGUGCUUUAUUAUGUCGCAGGUGUAAUCACAGAUCCUAGAUGGUUAGUGGCUCACAAAGCCCCGGAACGGGAGCCAGGGACUGAAUCAUCAUCCCCAUUUUACUGACAAGGACACUGAGACUCAGUUUAAGGAAUUGACCUGCCAGGUAUAUUCACUCACCUGUUCGGUGGCAGGGUUGAGUCUGACCGCACAACUCACCUGCCCAGAAGCCUUAGGUCUACAGGAUGCAGCUUCAUUUCAGACCAAGCGGCCGAGAAAUUUCCCACUCAGCAGUCAAAGCCCAGCUCUAGAAUUCUUUCCUCCGGCCAGAGGUCAGGACAGUAUCCGCGGCACUCAGUUGUUUCCCAGGUCUCUUUCUGUUGAUCUCUUCCCCGACAAGGUCGCAGAUCCUGGUUACCGGACUCUGCAGGUUUUGUUAAACCCCAUCCUAAAUGGAAUUGUCCCUGACACAACAAGAAAGCCAUUGGCAUAGCAAGGUGAUGCCCGAAAUUCUGAUUCCGCUCCCAGUGAUAUGUGUCCCCCAGGGAACUUCACCCCGGGGGUCCUCUGGCCAUGGAGCCUCUCGUGUCUCUGUGCCCUGGGCUCUCCCGUGUCCGCAGCCACCUGUCCUGGGCUGUGCGCCACACGUCACCCAGUAGACCAGCCUGUCUCAGCAUAAAACCUGUGUUUAUAUUAGAAAGAGUCUCCCUUUGGUUUUUCCAGUUUGGUUUAUGGAUUUCUGUUUGUGAUUUCUCAUUCCUCCCUCCCUAUGACUCACAGCCUGUAUCCCACCAUCCCAGACUCGAGCAGUAAGAUCUGCAUUCAUGCCGCUAGCCAGGGAGAGAAGGAGAGGGGCCCUGGGCUCCUCCAGUGACAGCCACAGCGGCUGGGUCUUCCCCGAUGCCCUGCACCUAACUGCAGUUCCGGAGGCCUCGGGCUGCAAGGGGAUGCAGUGCGUAUUGAAAGGCAAACGAUCUGAAAGGUCAAUUAAAAUGAAAGAAUAUGUGUGUGUGUGUGUGUGUAUAUGUGUGUGUAUGCAUAUAUAUAUAUAUAUAUAUACACACACACACACGUACAGUUGACCCUUGAACAGUGUGGGGGUUCAGGGUGCCAACCACCCGCUACACAGUUGAAAAUCCAUGUAUAACUUUUGACUCCCCAAAAACUUAGCUCCUAACAGCCUGUUAUGGACUGGAAGCCUUACCAAGGACAUAAUCAAUCGACACAUUUUUUUACGUGUCGUACAUAUUUUAUAGUGUCUUCUUACAAAAAAGUAAGCUAGAGAAAAGAAAAUGUUAUUAUGAAAAUCACAAGGAAAAGAAAAUACAUGUACAGUAUUUAUCUGGGAAAAAAAAUCUCUGAAAAAAAAACCCCAUACCGUUCAAACCCAUGUU
This is a messenger RNA of Ailuropoda melanoleuca (giant panda), 4072 nucleotides long. It is a transcript of the gene THSD4, whose product is annotated as thrombospondin type 1 domain containing 4. Gene Ontology annotation, biological process: extracellular matrix organization; proteolysis. Gene Ontology annotation, cellular component: extracellular matrix. Gene Ontology annotation, molecular function: metalloendopeptidase activity. NCBI's taxonomy places the organism in Eukaryota, Metazoa, Chordata, Mammalia, Carnivora, Ursidae. The transcript has 12 exons. Bases 220 to 2196 code for a protein of 658 amino acids. The record is from RefSeq and is a predicted model, not a curated record.